AUGAUUUUGGCGUUAGGGUUAUUUAUGAUUCUUCGAUGGAUGGGUUUCGCCCUCUCUCUACCAACUGCGCUUAACAGCACCUCUUCCUCACGUCCUCAAAUCAUUGGCCCCGAUCGGGCUGGCAAGUAUUGGAUCUACGGACAGGAUAUCUCGGCCGCUUUCAUCCCUUACGGUGCUUCCAUCACGAAUCUCAUCAUCAAGGAUCGUGACGGAAUCGAACGGGAUCUUGUUAUGGGUUUUGAUAAUGCGACCCAAUACGAGAUCGAUCCAGUUCAUCCUCAUCUUGGCGGAGUCCCUGGUCGCUACGCAAACCGCAUCAAGAACAGCACUUUCGAGAUCGAUGGUGUUGUGUAUCACGUUACUCCCAAUGAGCAUAAGACUCCAGAGCAUCCCGAGGGCCUGAACACCCUCCAUGGCGGCCCGGAUGGCUGGGACUAUCGCAAGUUCGAAGUGGUUUACCACACCAAUACGUCGAUCGGCUUCAAGAUCGUCGAUCCCGAUGGCAAAGAAGGCUUUCCUGGUGAAGUCAUCUCGUACAUCACCUACUCACUGGGUGACAUGACCUGGGAUGCGAAGAUGGUCGCUUCGGCUACUACCAAGAAAACUCCUAUUAUGCUUACCAGUCACACAUACUGGAAUCUUGACGGCUUUUCGAACCCCACCAACAACACGAUUCUCAACCAUACGCUAUAUCUGCCGUACAGCAGUCAUCGCAUCGAGGUUGACAACAUCCUAAUCCCAACUGGCGAGAUUUUGCCAAAUACAAAGGGUUCCGUCAAUGACUUCUGGAGCCAGCCCAAGAAGAUUGGUGAUGGCUUCAACGAUCCCGAGAUUCAUGGUAACUGUGGGUGGAAGUGCAUUGGCUACGGUAAUGCUCUAUUUCUCCUAUCUUCUGCUUUACCUGUCGAUUAUAUUGCUGACCGUACAACAGAUAACUGCUUCCUUAUUAACCGCCAGUAUACUGAUGACUGGCAGGCUGUUCACAAUUUCGUAGCCAGCCUGUAUUCGGCCGACUCAGGUAUUCGCCUGGACAUCUAUUCGGACCAGGCUGCUUUUCAGAUGUAUUCUUGCGGGGGGCAAGAUGGCACAUUCCCGCUCAAGAAGACUCAAGGGUAUCAGUCUCGUUUCCCAGUUGGCGACAAGUAUCAUGACACGGGCAGCUUCGGUCGCUUUGUACCAAAAUAUGGCUGCGUAGUUCUUGAGGUCCAGGACUGGAUCGACGGCAUCAACCAUCCGGAGUGGGGUCGGACCAACAAGCAGAUCUUUGACCCUGAUACUGGUCCGUAUGUGCUGAAUGUUCGUCACAAGUUCAGCGUUGACAAGGGCGGCCCUCUCAAGCUCCCUCCGGGUCGUCUAAGCUAG
Molecule: messenger RNA, 1362 nt
Organism: Thermochaetoides thermophila DSM 1495
Lineage: Eukaryota; Fungi; Ascomycota; Sordariomycetes; Sordariales; Chaetomiaceae
Product: putative carbohydrate binding protein
Exons: 1
Coding region: 1-1362 (453 amino acids)
Biological process (GO): glucose metabolic process; beta-D-galactose catabolic process via UDP-galactose, Leloir pathway
Molecular function (GO): aldose 1-epimerase activity; carbohydrate binding
Source: RefSeq, a predicted model, not a curated record